UGUGGCUGAAAGGAUCUUAAAGGAUAAAGAAGAAACUCCUGUUGUUUAUGGCUGAGGCUGCACCUCCUGUUCAUGGAUGUGAAAUGCAGGGGAACAGGCCUGAAGUUAUCAGGAGAGUGAUAAGAAGCUGUGUUUUAUUUGCAUUUCCUUCGCCAAAGGAUACAUGACCAGGCUGUUCAUCCUGAAAAGCUGUACCUUGAUGGGAGUGGGGCCAAGCUGCAAAGGGGAGGAAGUCGGCAGAUUUCACACAUGAUGGACUGCAACGACUCCCAUGCUCUGCUCUCUGGGGAGCACCUCAUCUAUGCCAUCACCAUACCGCUGUCAACUUCCAUCAUCCUGGCCAACCUUGUCAUCAUCUUAGGCAUCGCCUGGAACCGCCAGCUCCACAACACGACCAACUACUUCUUCCUCAGCCUGUUAGUGGCAGAUCUGUGCACAGGCGUGGCGCUGCCUUUUAUCCCUUUAAUGGGCCUGAACCGGGAGUUGAGUUUUAGCUCCUGCUUGGUGGCUCACGUGUUCCCAAACUUCCUCUUCCUGGCAUUCCUCUUCAACCUGGUAAUGGUCCACUAUGAGCGCUACAUUUGCAUCGUUGACCCCCUGCAUUACAAUAACCUGUGGAUGCAUCGCAGCUUUCCUCUGGCACUGCUUGUGGUUUGGGCGCCACCACUUCUGUACGCAUCUCUUCCUGCUUUUGGGUGGAAUAACUGGACAGGGCCAGAUUGGAACGGCUGUUGUGCAAGUAGCCAAAAUAUAACGUCACUUUCAAACUGUUUCACAAACAAAACCACAUGCUGCUCGUACAGGCGAGUAUUCCCCAAUGCUUUUAUCUACUUGGAGGUGUAUGGACUCGUCUUACCUGCUAUUCUUACCAUCGCUGGCAUGACUGGCCAUGUUUUAUGGAUCACCCGAGGCCAGCUGAAGGACAUUUGUCGCCUCCAUCGCUCAGUGGAGCGGGGAAGCCAGGCCUCGGACCGAGAGCAGAGGCUGAACCUGCGGUACACUCGAUGCGUGGUGGCAGUGUCGUUUACAUUUCUCGCUUGCUGGGUACCCUAUCUCAUUUACAUGCACGUCUGCAUGGCGUUCUUGAUGACGGACACCAAGUGGAGCUCCACCACUCAUAUUAUACUGUCGUGCACUGGUAUUGGAAGCAUGGCAGUGGUGCCGCUGGUGCUCGGACUAGCCAACAGGCAGUAUACAGAACCUGCAUACAAACUGCUCCAGAAACUAAGAGACAGAUGGAGCCGAAGGACGCAGGGAUCAGAGGAGGUGGCAGUCUGAGAAAAUACUGACAAAUAGGAAUAUUUAUGAAGAUGAAUCUGCAAGAAAUGAUGGUGGUUGAUACCCGCGGUAAUCUAUAUUAUGAAAGAUUAUAAGGGCCAGGCAUAAGGGGAAGAAAAGGGGGAGGAAGAUUUUUUUUUAUUUUGCAUGAGGAAAAUGGUCAAAAUGUCAAGAACAAAGUCCAAAUGUUGAGAAUAAAGUUAAAUCUCCAGUAUUAGUGCCAGGUAAAACACAAAUAGAUCAGGGGAGGAAGUAUUUUUUCUUUUUUCUUUUUUUUUUGCAUUUCGAGAAAAGUUGAAAUCUUGAGAAGAAACCCAGCUGGUACCGGAUUCUGAUAUGACAUCAGAAAAUCAGGUUGAAGAUAUUUUAAAUGUCUAAUGAUGUUAGAAUUUCACGUUGUGUGCACAUUAACAUUAUGACGUUUUGCUAACUUUGUUUCUCCUGAUCAAACACAGUGCUCUCUUCAAAGUUCUAAUAUUUAUUAGCACACUGUGUUCAUGCGCUGAAGGAAAAAUAAUAUCCUUCUUUUUAAAGCCAAUUCUGAAGUUCAGCAAAUCAUCUACACAAGGCAUUUCAUGGAGGCAGUCAUAUGCACUAACA
Epinephelus lanceolatus (giant grouper) is the source of this 1878-nucleotide messenger RNA. Its product is annotated as G-protein coupled bile acid receptor 1. Gene Ontology annotation, cellular component: plasma membrane. Gene Ontology annotation, biological process: G protein-coupled receptor signaling pathway. Gene Ontology annotation, molecular function: G protein-coupled bile acid receptor activity. NCBI's taxonomy places the organism in Eukaryota, Metazoa, Chordata, Actinopteri, Perciformes, Serranidae. The record is from RefSeq and is a predicted model, not a curated record.